CACAACGCUCCUGAGAGCGAGCGCGAGGAGGACGGGAAAUACCUGCGAGGAGGGGAGCCGUGUUGCAACUUGAAGCUCGCCGCUUCUCCCCCGGUGCGCGCAAUUGCCUCUGCGCCAAUUCCCAUGCUAGGCGAAGCUUCCGAGGGGACGAAGGCCACGCGCGCGGGGACGCAGCAAAAUACAUCCCAUAGUGCAUGAAUGGACAUUUAAGAAGCCUUGCUCCUAAAUUACUGUGGAAAUGGAAACCUCAUCUCUGCUGUCAUCCUUACAUGAUGAUUGUAGAUCAGACAACUAUCUUGAACCGCACUACAAGGAAUGUUACAGGCUUGCCAUUGAUGUGUUAAUUGAAAGUGGUUCAGAGGCUUACCAAGAAUUUCUUUCCAAGGAGAGAUGUGCAGAGUUUCUAGCGGAUGAUGAAAUCAAUUAUAUACUGAACACAGUUCAGAAAAUCCCUCAAAACACAGUUUGUGCUACUGACAAUGCUGUUGAUGAUACCUCUUCCUCAGGAACAUAUUGGCCUAUGGAAUCAGAUGUGGAAGCUCCUAAUCUUGAUUUGGGCUGGCCUUAUGUAAUGCCUGGAAUUAAUGGUGGUACAAAUAUUGAGUUGCUCUUCCAUCCCCCUCGAAUACAACCUUUUACAAUAAAGGAAACUAUUAGGAAGAUGGUAAAAGAAGCAAGAAAGGUUGUUGCCAUCGUUAUGGAUAUGUUUACAGAUGUGGAUAUUUUUAAAGAAAUUGUAGAAGCAUCUACUAGGGGAAUUUCAGUGUAUCUUCUACUUGAUGAAUCUAACUUCAACCACUUUCUGAAGAUGACAGAGAAACAAGGCUGUCAAGUUCAAAGACUCAGGAACAUGAGGGUGCGCACAGUAAAAGGACAAGAUUAUUACUCCAAGUCAGGGGCGAAAUUCCAUGGAAAAAUGGAACAAAAAUUUCUUCUCAUUGACUGUAAGAAAGUCAUGUAUGGUACCUAUAGCUUUAUGUGGUCCUUUGAGAAAGCAAACCUCAGCAUGGUCCAGGUUAUUACAGGACAACUGGUUGAAUCUUUUGAUGAAGAGUUUAGGACACUAUACGCCCGUUCUUCUGUUCCCAGCUCAUUUGCUCCAGAGUUAGUUAGAAUUAAUAGCCGCCGAGCACUCUGGGAGAACGAUGCCUACCAGCAUUCACAGUCUUCCUUAGCUUCAGCUUCUAGCCUGCGUAACCCUUUUGGGAGGGCCAACAAAACCCACAACUUAGACACCAGCUUUCUGAAGAAACAAGGCAGAUAUGGAAUAAAUGACAAUGACACGUUUGGUCCUAGAAAGCAGCUCUUUCAGAAACCACAGUUUGCUCCAGGUUUUCACAUGCAGAGUAGAAUCCAGCAGUACCAGUCCAAUGAAGUAAAUGAACAUUGGAAAAGGCAUAGCUAUGCAGGAGAGAAACCAGAAAGGACUCCGUACAUGAUGCUCAACAGGGCAGUGAACCGGGCAAAUAAUCAACCGCAUGGUUGGCAAGUGCCAUCUGACAGUCUCAGCGUUGUAUCUUCAUUGCAUGGAAGUUACAAAAACCUCAAUGUGCCUCAACAGAGUUUGGUUGACCGGCUUCCACAGCCGAAGCUGAAUAUUGCAGACAGGAACUCAAUUGUACGGAGAUCUUUCAAUGGAAUGGACAGUCACAUCCGCUACCUACAGCAGAGAAUGCCGACCCUUGAACGUACCACAAAAUCUUUCCUGCGCAACUGGCGCAUUGAAUCGUAUUUAAAUGACCAGUCAGAUUUUCCAGCAGACUCAAAUGGCUCAGGGAUAGGUGAUAGGUGUGAGGGCUUUGAUGCAGCAGAAAAUAUCAAGGCCCAUGCCCUUUAUGCUCACUCUCGCCUGCGCUCCUCCUUUGUCUUUAAGCCAACUUUGCCAGAGCAGAAAGAAGUAAACAGCUGUGCCAGUUCUUCUAAUUCAACUAUCAUUGGUUCAGAGGGCAGUGUGACGCCCAAAGGGACACCCAACCAUGUUCCCAGACCAGAAGAUGGAGCUGAUGACGUUGAGGCAGAACCAAGCACAUAUGUCCCACUGGAACCUGAGGUAGUCAAAAACAACAACCUGCCCAUUUCAGAAGAUAAGAAACCUAGUGUAACUCCACCAGUUGGUCGAGAGAAGCCUCCCUACCUAUAUUCAACUCUGAGCACAAGCAGACCAGUAGAAUUUCUAAAGAAUGAAAGCGUAUUGAAAAGGCGAAGUUUUCCAAUGUUUGACAAUUCGAAAUCUGCUUUGGAUCUUGGGAAUAACAAAGAGGCAGCCAGCUAUGUCUACAGCACGCUAAAUAGGAAUAGACUCAGACAACCGGCAGCUCUAAAGCCACCUCUAGAGGAGGACCUACAAAACUCUAAAAGCUUGUACGAUGUAGCCAAUCAUCUAGCACCUGACAGCAAUAACCUGAAAAGUGAAAAGGCCAGCUCCCCCACCAGCCCAAAGUCCAUCUCUGUGGCUGUACUAGCUGAAUUGAGCAAAGAUGACCUUGGGAAGGAUGCCUCACCGAAGAAAGAGAACAAGAAUUCCCCAAGUUUCCUGAAAAAGGGGUCGCAGAAACUGAGGUCGUUGCUGAAUCUCACACCAGAGAAGAAAGAGAGCCUGUCCAAAAACAAAGCGCCUGCUUUUUACAGAAUGUGUAGCAGUUCUGACACUCUGGUGUCAGAAGGUGAAGAAAACCAAAGACCCAAAGUGGCUGAAAUAAAGGUGGAAUGUUCUCCCAGGAAAAAAAGAAACUCCUCAUCUAAUUCACAAGGGAGCCUACAUAAGAGUAAAGAGGACAUUGCUGUCAGCCCAAAGUCCCCCAAAUCUCCCAAGUCCCCCAAAUCUCCCAAGCCUCCAAAAUCACCAAAGUCUCAAAAAUCUCUAAAACCUCCAUCGGAAGAAAACAUGAAAAGGGGGCCAGUUGUGAAACCAAUAGAAAAUAUGCUGUUAGAAGUACCUCCAGGGGACCCAUCUGCUCCCAGAUUCAACACCGAGCAAAUUCAGUACCAGGAUGUCAGGGAGCUGCGUGCAAAUGCAGGCCGGGAUCGGGUACCCCCACCAACUGCGGCCGCUAUUCCUCCACACAGGGUCAGUGCAGCGGCGCCUCGUCUAUCGAGCACCAAGCCAAACGAUGAGCUAAUAAGACCGCGCUUGAGUGAUAGGCGUAUUUACAGUCGCUUUGAGCCAUUCUGCAAAGUUGAAAGCUCUGCUCAGCCAGCAGGAACUCAGCAAGCAAGCAGCACCCAGAAAAACAGCGCUCACUAUCCGGAGACAAAUAGCAAGGCCUCUAGGAAUAAUUACGGAAGGAGCAACCAGGUGGCUAAUUACAACCCUGGUGUCUACCACCCAUUGCACCCAAAUGAAAACAAGUUGCGAGGAAUUAUGCAAAAGUUUGGGAAUUUUAUAUACAAAAACAAAUGAAACCUACUUGUGGAUUUUUUUUAAUUUUAUUUUUUAAAAUAUACCUGCUGUAAAUACUUAAGUACAGACUGAUGGACAGCUUUUGUAAAACUUAACUCAGAUCACUACGGGAGUUAGAACACUGCUAUACAUGUAUAUAACUUUGGUUCAGCAUAGGUUUGGGAAUCCGACCUGUUGAUACGUAUUUGCGUUUUUAUGUCGUUUGAGGUGUAACUCACCUCAGUGCUGGCAAUAAACAUUCUUUUAUAAACCCUGCCAAAACAUGCAAGGUAGAGCCACUCUUUCCAUAAAAUUGCUUCCAUGCACAAUAAAUGCUCGUUGGUUACUAAUUUUUUUACAUGCAGUCUGCAUGUCUACUCUCAAGGUUGCGCUUCUGUUGGGGGAAUAUACCGUUUUCUGAAUGCUGGACUUGCUAUAUUUUUGUAAACGAAAGAAGCAAUGCUGCUCCCCUCCAAUACAAUAUCCACUAGGCUUCCAUUUUCAGCAGCAGCUACAUGUAUAUUGCCACAUGCAGCGACAGUAGUAUGCAUAUGCUAAAGUAACACAUGACUGGAGAAUACUGUAAUUGCAGUUGUCCAUAACACAAGUGUAGUAUUUGAGUUGGCGCCAUUAAUCUGAAAGCCUAUCCUUUAAAAAGUGUAAGAGAAUGAGCUUAAGUUAACGUGCACAAUCUAGCAGAUAGGUAAAUCUGGAUAAAAAUCAACAGGAUGUAAAUAUGCUUUAUUGGCACAGUUGAAAUAUCACAAACCUGAUUCUUCCAACAAUGGCUUGAAGCUCGCAAAAAUGUGGUAAACUCACCAUUCCUCCUUUCUUAUACAUGAGCUCCCCCAUUUUUCUCCAACCAUAUUUUGUCAUCGCGUCCCAAUUGGCAACUAUUGUUUUAUUGUUAUGUAAACUUUUGCUUUUUAAAAAAGCAAACAAUCAAGCAGUAUAUAAGUUUUAUGAAAUAUAUAAAAACAAACUCCCUGUUACUGUUUGCUCCCAGCCAUGGUUUGUAAGCCCAACUCAAACCAUGGUUUCAAAAUACAGUUUAAAGGCAAGUCAUUAGCUAUGGCUGGCCAGUUGAGACAUCACAUCAAACUGUGGCUAGGGGAAAGAAACCAGAAGUUAGGGACUAAUGUCAGAGAGUAUACAUGUCCAUAACGCAGAAGAGGAGAACCUCAGCUCUAAGGGGCAAAUGCAGGCUUCUCUAUCUGGCCUUUGUAUCUUUUUCUAAGCCAUACCCCUCACCUUCAAAGAUAAUUGCAACCACUUUCUAUUCAGUGCAGGAGAUGCUCACAUACAUUGUUAGUGUGUUUGGAUCCUGCUGCAGGCAACCGUCUCCAGAUCAGAAAACCCACAUAUCACUUUCUUUUUUAAUAUAGUAGCUGCUUCAAAAUGAUGAUGGUGCUCAUUUAUGGAAGCAGAGAACAACUGUAUUUCAGUCUGCCCAUUCUCAUACUAGCUUUAUUAUAGUCUUAUGUUUAACAAACCAUUAAGUUAUUGCUGUUUGUUGUAUAUAUCUAAAGAUGAGGGGAGGCAGACUUUAGAGAAUGAGAAUUUAUAGGCAAGAGCUUGCUGGCCUUAAAAAGCCCCAACUUGCUUUCUCAAAAAAUUGUAUUUUAUGGCCUUUAGCAUUUUUUUAAAAGUAUAAAACUCUUUUUUAAAAGAUAUGUGAAAAAAAGACCAAUAACAUCUUGCAUAACUAUGCAGCAAUAAAUUUUAAAGCCAUGCCAUUAAAAUGAAGUUUUGUUCAUAGUUUGGCGAUAUAAAGGUUUUAUUAGCAAUUAUUUGGUUUACAUCCUUAAUCCACUUGUGAUUUUUCAGCUCCAAAAAGGAGGGAAGGGGAGCCUUACAUUAUGAAUGAGACAUCAAAGUAUUUUCCCCCUGAAGUGAACUUUAUUUCUGAAUCUGAGGAUUUAUAGCAGAGUUUUGUUAGAUAAUAGAAAGCCCACAUCCACAAUUCUCCUAGACAUCACAAUUUAUGUUGCAUAGUGACAAAGGGGCUAAGAAACUUUUUAUUAAAUGAUUUUAGUACUUUCUAGCUUUGAAUGUUAGUGUGAGAUGAACGUGCGCUAGCAUCCCAUAAUGUGCACACUGAUUAGUGGCUCUUCCUUGUUUCCCUCCACAUGGUAAGCAAUAAUGGUCAUGCUCACACACAGUGCUAAACCAUAGUUUAGCAUUAAACUAUGAGUGAAUUGGGAUUGCAUACUCCUUCCUGCUCUCCUCCCAAUAUGUGACUGGGAGGAUUUUGGUACAGCAUAGCUUCACUUUAAAAGAAUCCCAGUUUGGUGUUAUCUUCAAACUGGGGGUCCUGGUUUAGAACACACACUGGUUAGCAAGCCAGCACCAAUAACUCAUGAUUAAAAGUUGGCUUCUUCUGAAACCUACCAGAGUUUGUUUAGGCUCAUGCACCAUGGUUUAGUGUCAUGAAGACCAAUUCUCAGCCUAUGUGAGACAAAGUGAUUGGUCAUGGCUGGCUCCAGACAGGCAACGACCCACAGAGAGGAUAGAGACGAGGAGAGCUCCCUAGUUCUCAGGGCUUAACUACCCAUUUUACACAAAUGAAUGCAACAAAAUUCUCUGGGGAGGGGGUGAAGCAGAGAUGUGGGGUGUCUCUGUGUUUAACCUUUUCCUGCUUGCCGCUUCUUUGAUUCCACACACUAAUCAAGAAGCCACUCAGUGACUGAAUUUUCUCACAAGAUGCGUUUAACUUAAAGCCUUUAAGAGCUCGAACAAUGCUUUGCCUGAUCACACUAGACACCCUGUAUGUUACAUAACAAUAUAACUUGGGUAUAGAAAAAUAUAUGGGGUUGGACCAAAUGCCCCUCCCACCCCCAGUUACCUUCUAACUUUACAAUUCUAUGAACAUGGAGAAUGCAUUGGAAUGACAACAAUGUUGUCUGUAAAAUGAGGGGAGAUAAAGGAUGGCAUUUCCAGAGAAACAAUGAAAGCCACUGAGGAAGAGAGAUCAUUAUUUGUUUUUAGAGAGUGUGGGUACCAUGCUAUUUAUUUCAUCUUUAUUUCAGCCAUUUAUAAGAUAAUCAUGGGGUCACUAAGAGUCGGACAUGACUAAACGACUAAACAACAACAAUAAGAUAAUCAGGGGCAUUUUUAAGCAGUGUGCAGGAGACCUGGUAUAGUAUAGCAAGACUAAAAAUGAGUUAAAACUAUAAAACCAGAAUUCGAUUAAAAAGCCUGCUGAAAUAAAAUAGCAUUCAGUUAAAUACAAGAAGUUCAACAGGGAUUGUUUGACCUCCACUGGAAGGGAGUGCCACAAAAUUGUGUCCACAGUACUGGACACACAACUCCUUGCGACUACAUGCCAUGAAUCUGAGCCCUAAUGGAAUUUUAUUUUCUGUAUAAGAAAAAAGGGACAUGUUUCUCAUAAGAUGUCAAUUGCCACCUCUAUUUUUUUUUUAAAAAAUAUACUUUUUCUCAUUGUCCCCCAUUUUUUAAAAAGGCCACUUUUUAAUUACUAAAAAAGGCUUUCAAUUACAUUAUCUGAUGAAUAGACUAGAUGCAGCCCUAUCAUUGCGGUUCCUGUUUUUGAUGGUCAUUUGGUGUAUCCAGUAAUUGGUAGGCCACCCUGGUGAGCUGCAUGAGGUUUGGUGAGUGACUCACAAACUGUUCUGUUGCCAUUCUGAAGGAGUUUGUUCCAUCCUUUAAAUGUCACAUUUUAAAAGAACCAAUCAAAACAACUCUCCAUAAUUAAGCAUCUCAAUUGAAAUGUGUAAUGAAAACAUUCCAAAGGCCAAUCGUAAUGGAAAUAAAUGAGCGAAAUUAUUCCAGGUGGUUAAAAGCAAGUUUGCAAGCUAAGUCUAAUUGCUUAGACCCAGGAGCAGUUCAUUUUAUUGUUCAGUUGAAUGAGCUAUCCCUGGCGUAGUAGAUCAAAAUAAAAGGUUACAUUGCUAUCAACUUAUUCAAUGUCUUCCACAUCUAAAUCCCAAGUGUUCAGGAAAGGUUAUAUGCAUAUCACUAACCCCAGAAGUUUGCAGUGUGCUGCCCAGUCUAGAUGGGAGCUUCAUGAUUGGGCAAGAGUUCAAAUUUGUGAUAUGUACUGUACAGUUAAUUGAGUUAAAAAUUCUUUCCUUCAACAAACCUAAUAGGUUAUGUACGCUUCGUGUAUUUGAAGCACACCACCAAAGAAUCAUGGGAACUGUAGUUUGCCCCUACCGUUCCUUAACAAACUACAAUUCCCAGGAUUCUUGAGGGGAGUGCUUUAAAUGUAUGGUGCGUAUAUAGCCAAAGAGAUGGCAAGGUUAUUUUAAAGAAAAUGGAAUUUUAGUUAUGCUUGGAUUACAUCCAUUUAUUUAUUCAUUAUUCAGUUGUCAGCUGGUUUUCAAGGCAAAAACUCUUUCCAAAGCAGCCUACAUAAAAUAAUAAAAGCAUACAACACAAUUUCAAUGAAAUGCAAAUAAAGCAAAAGCUAAAGUUCCAGCUAAACAAUCUCUGAAAUUGAUCAUGCUACGUAAAUCAAUCGGACUUCAGUUUGUUGUGACUAAUUUUCCCUUUGAUCUUUCAAUAGGACUUAAGUACUAAUGGCUUUUUCUGGACUAGCACCAAUAAGCUCUAGAUUAUAGAGAUGUGCAAUUGAAAAGAAAAUCAUUCCAUUUGCCAUGUCACUUCUGACAGCCUGACAUUUAAUUUUCCAUUCAUUGUUGUCAUAUUCAAUUCAUUUCUCAUUUUUUUACCCUCUAAUUUGUUGUAUUUCUUCAGUGAUCACAGUGGAGACUAUGUUUACAGCUCUGUAGAACUCUGGAGUUUUUCUUCCAUACGGCAGUAUGAUUUUCCCCAGUGCUGGUUCGCCCAUUCACUGUUUGUCUCUAAUAUAUAUAUGGAUUGGAAAUGAAUAGGAGAAGGUGCCUUUCUAAAGUGCUGUUUUUAUACGAAAAGAUGCAGACAAUAUGAAAAUUUGCAAGGGUGAGCCUGUGAUUUAACUGAGGGUUAGAGUAGCUUCCAGUGAUUUAGAUCCUCACUGAAUUCAUAGAAUUGGAAAGGAUCCCAAAGGUCAUCUGGUCCAACCCUCUGCAACACGGGAACACGUGAGAGCAAGGAUGUAAAUUCAGCUUCAUGCUUUUGUUUUCCCUCUCCCUAUCGGAUGCCGUGUUUCUUUCAAUCCCUGCUGCUGAAGCAGGGGAAUGGGCUGUGAAAGAAAACAAUAAACAAUCCAGAGCUCUCCAGAUCAAAAGCAAGAAAAUAAUUAGCUGUUUCACUAAUCAAGUCAUGCAUUUUCUACCCCAGAGCCUUGCUACACAUUACACCAAGUGCCAGGAACCUCAAGCCAUAGGGGCUGAAUGCAGCCAUCCAACCCUCUCUUUUCAGUCCUCCAGACCCUUCCCCAGGUCACAUUCCUCAUUGCCCCUGCGCCAAAGCCCUGUUGAGGACUUUUCCCUGGGUGGACAGUGACAAUGGCUUUUGCAUGCCUGGACGGAGAGAUUCAGGGGUACAGAGAUUUUGCAUGGCUGGAAGGUAGCCGACUGUACAAAGUUAAGAGUUCCAUUUGUUGCCAUGUCCCCUUUUGCAUCUGACCAUGCCUACUUUUGCCUCUUGUCACACCCAUCACUGGAAUGGUUGCUCAUGAGGGAAUACAGCCAUCAAGCUGAAAGAUGUCUUCCACCCCUGAGCUGCAUCCAUCACAUAAAAAGUAGCAAUGAGUAAACCAGGCUCUGACUUCUGGAAGAAGGCUUCUUUGCAGGAAGCUGGAGGGGAUCUUGCAAUGCUGGUUGCCUUUUCUUGAGGUCUUUAUCUCUGGUUCUCUUGUGUAUCAUUAGCAGCUAAUUGUCUUGCUCCUCCCCUUCCAAGUCCCUGGGGAUUUGUGUGUGCAUCUGUCACAUCCGCUCUUAAAACAUGCAUCCUAUGCAAUGCAAGGCAUGACUCUAAUGAUGACCGGAACUGUUUCCCAGCUCCAAAUGAAACUAUUAAAACAAAGAUCAGAUAUCCAUGAUUAGGGGGUGUUCACAACCAGCCUGUUGUUCCACUACUCAUUCUGCCCUACUUGUAAAGUGAACUUGCCAUCUGCCAUGUUGAAUGGUGGCAACCUUGACCUCUAUUAGGAAGUGUCUAAGGGCCAUGAGUGACUAUAUAUGAUGCAGCAGAACCAGGUUCUGAGUAGCCACUGUUAUCUUCUUCAGUGGGGAUGUUCCACAACAGAUCAUGGUAUCUUUACUAUAUAUGUGCUACUGACUCUCAAAUUUUGGGAUGGUUGGAAUAUAUACAACAAAAAAUUAACCAAUUAGAGUUGUUAGACUCUAAUUGGGUCUACUAGACCCAGUUUUUUUAAAGCAAUAUGGAUUAAAGUCGUUUCUGGGGCCCUUCCAGGAUUAGGGGCCCUGAAUAUUAAGCUUCAUUAGUUCCAUAGUAGAUCUGCAGGGAGAUACGAGGUGUCUUUGCAUCCCUAGAGCUGAACCAAAAUGGCACUAUUUUCACUGUCCCAUUUUGCAGAUGUCUCUCAGAAGGAGGUGAAAUUGGGAGGAUGGUUCCCAGAUGGUGGCAGCAACUCUUCUCAACAGCCACUGUGCAGUGACUGCUAGCCUCCACCUCUCCCAGGACAUCCUCUGUAUGGUGUCCCAGGGCAUGGUCAUGAGGCCACCACCUUGCUGAAGCUAAGCAGGUUUGGUUCUCUAGAUGGGUGACUGCCUAGGAACCACAUGUAUGCUGUCUUGGGUUCCAUCUCAGAAGAAAUGCAGGGUAUAAAUGUAAUAAACACAUUUUUUAAAGUGAUAUGUCCUGCAGAAUUGCUGCCGCUGCCACCACAAAAUCCUGGCAGUGGCUGUGAAGCAAGUGAAAGGGACCCCAUGUGGGAUAGGGGUUCAAGUGAUGGACAAAGACCUGGGAGACCACGGUUCAAAUAUCUAUUCAACCAUGAAGCUUGCUGGGUAAUCUUGGUCUCCCAGCCAAGCCUACCUCACAAGGUUGUUGUGGGGAUUAAAUGAGGAAAAGGAGGCCACAUGCUCCAGCUCCAUGUACUUGGAGGAAAAGGAGAGAUAGAAAUGCAAAGAAAUAAAUACAUCUCCAGGCUGCCUCCAGUUCAGACAACUGUAAUCCUUGGAGUAGGCAUGCCCUCCCUUCUUCCUAUGUGCAAAACACCAUCUUAAUAAUGCCAUACUAGUUAUAAAAGUUGACUUUGAUUCCUUAGGGCAAACACCCAGAAUAAUAUCAGAGGCUAUUAGUGCAAAUGAGAAUCUUUCUCAAUGCCUUCAUGUGCAAUCUUCCCUCUUGACUGCAGAGUCACUAUGAGAGGCCCAGGAAAGAACGUAUUUGUUUAUUCCAGUUUGGGUUGGGUGAGCCUUUAGCUGUUCAUGUGGAAAGUGUGCCUGUUUUCCUAAGGUGGAUUCAGAUGUUAGAAAAGAGCUCCAGGAGAUGAGUCUAAUGACUGCCCUUGUGCAGCGAAAUCUAAGAACAGAAGCACAGCCCUUUGGAAUUAGGCCAAAGGCAAAUAUCUUCUUUCACAUGGUGGCCAGGAAGCCCACAAGUAGAGCAUGAAGGGUACUGUUUUUCUGGAUUGUCACAAGAACAUAAGAAGAGUCCUGCUGGAUCAGACCAAGGGCCCAUCUAGUCAAGCUUCCUGUUCUCACAGUGACCAACCAGAUGCUCACGGGAAGCCUGAAAACAGAACCGUGAGUGCAACAGCAUUUGCCUCUACUAUGGUCUCCAGAAACUUGGAUUGAGAAGGCUUAUGGUGGCGCUGUGGUUAAACCACUGAGCCUAGGGCUUGCUGAUCAGAAGGUCAGCGGUUCGAAUCCCUGCAAUGGGGUGAGCUCCCGUUGCUUGGUCCCAGCUCCUGCCAACCUAGCAGUUCGAAAGCACGUCAAAAUGCAAGUAGAUAAAUGGGAACAGCUACAGCAGGAAGGUAAACGGUGUUUCCAUGUGCUGCUCUGGUUUGCCAGAAGUGGCUUUGUCAUGCUGGCCACAUGACCUGGAAGCUAUACGCCGGCUCCCUUGGCCAAUAAUGCGAGAUGAGCGUGCAACCCCAGAGUCGGUCACGACUGGACCUAAUGGUCAGGGGUCCCUUUACCUUUACCUUUACCUUAUUGUCUAUGACAGUGGAAGCAGAACAUAGUCAUCAUGGUUAGUAGCCAGAGGUAGCCUUAUGCUCCCCACAACUGGUGUUCAUUGGCAAACUGCCUCUGAAACAGUAGGCUCCCUUUUUAUUUCAUACUUGUUCACAGACAGACUUAUCCUCCACCGAUGUAAUCUAAUCCUGCUUCAAAGCCACGUAAACUAGAGACAAUCAGCGUAUCUAAGUUACCGGUGGUAGCCAGCAGCACCGAAUCCCAUACAUUUCAUUAGGCCUUGUAUGAAAUCUUCGCUUGCCUGUCCUGAAUGCGAUGUCGGUCAGUUUCAUGGUGUGUAACACACAAAUUCUCCAGGGAAACAACAAUUAUAUCCAGGAUUGUUCCGACCUGUUUUUUCAUCCGUUCCAUAUAACAAGAUGGCUCUAGAAGGGAUCCUUCCAUUUGCACAGGGAUCCAGGAUCCAGCAGAUGCUUCUCACUGGAAGAAGUGGUGGGGUAGGUAAUGUUUACUGAUUCCCAUUCCCACCCCUCUCCAUCCUACAGUGCAACAUCCUGUGCUGCUGUAGAGGGUCCCCCAACUCUCCAGUGCUGCUUUUCAAUGGGUCACAGGGAGGAAAUUGACAAAAAUUGUCUUCUCAGCUCACCCUCUUCCUCCAGCAUGAGCAGAACUCCUCUUACUACCAGCCUGCAACCCAAUGAAAUUCCUGCUGGGAAGUUGCAGGAGUAUCAAUUGAGGCUCAUUUGACAUCCUACAGUUCUCCAUUUCAACGUGUUCUCUGUGCAAGUAGAGGCGCAUUUGUGCAGGAUCGUAGAUUUUCACCCAUUUUCAUGUAGAUGUAUUAUUGACUAGCACUGGGAUUGGCUGGAUAAAUUCUCACAUGGGAUGGUGCACCUUGUCGCCUGCUCUAAUCUCAAGUAUUACUGCGUGCAAACCACUUCAUGCUUUUGAGUUGUUCUAUAGGCUCUAGUUACUAUUUUAACGGUCGUUUAAUUGCACUUGUGUUUUGUGACUGCUGUGUGCCACCCUGGGGUCCUACAGGAAGAAGGGCGGAAUAGACAUGUGUUGUUGGAUAGAAAACCAGUAAUAAUUAAUAAUAGUACAAAUACGCAUAGAGAGACAGGCAGAGACAGGCAGAACAAUCAAACCUUGCUAAUUCAGCGUUGGUGUGUGUGUUGGGUUGGGUGGAGGAGUCCUUCCCCCGACAGUAUUUGUUGUUGGUAGGGAACAGCAUAAAGUCCAAGAACAGAGGGAGUGUGGUUUCUGCCAGGGGUGGGUGGGAGUUAAGAUUGCUCCCUAAAAAUUCAGAUUUCCAUCACUGUUGUGCGUGACUGACCAAAUACCAUAAAAAGAGUUCGUAUCCUCCGCAAGUUGGUGAAAUCUAAAGCCACAUUAUCCCCACCCUGUUCAAAAGGGCUUUUGUAACACCACACCCUUUGCAGCUAAGACUCCAAUGAACCAAGGCUCCUGUUUACAGGCAUGACUGCAUAAAGCUGGGGAAACUCCCUGCUGAGUCAUCUGAAAACACAACUUGCAAAAUCCCAAGAGCUUGCUUGGGCUCCCCAGAAUGUUAACCGGUCCUACAGUACAGGCUAAGCUUCCCCUUUCUCAUCCCACAGGGAAGCGCAAGGAAGUUGCACAACUAUGUCUGGACAACAGGUAUAGAUUAGGGUAAUUCCAGGAGCGUAUUUUUAGUUUAACCUUCGUACUGAACACAUACACCACAUCAGUACAAGACGCAGAGCACUUCAGAAGGACAUUCUUUCCUGAUAUAGGCACUACGAUCUUGAAAGACCUUGCAACAUUUAAUGGCAGAAUUACAUGUUACAAGGCAAUUCACCCCUUCCUUUCUCUGCCACCAUGUUCUCAUUCCAUUAGCAAAUGCCUUCUGGGAACAUGAGUUUGCUGAGGCAAUGCAAUAAAAAUAUUGGAUUGGAGCCAAUAGCCCAUUUUAUUUUGUUCACAAGAGGGAC
Messenger RNA from Zootoca vivipara (common lizard), 13367 nucleotides. RefSeq names its product scaffolding CK1 anchoring protein B (gene SACK1B). Gene Ontology annotation, molecular function: protein kinase binding. NCBI's taxonomy places the organism in Eukaryota, Metazoa, Chordata, Lepidosauria, Squamata, Lacertidae. Gene Ontology annotation, biological process: signal transduction. Gene Ontology annotation, cellular component: membrane; cytoplasm. The record is from RefSeq and is a predicted model, not a curated record.